This is a messenger RNA of Caenorhabditis angaria, 5806 nucleotides long. The record is from the annotation of a GenBank genome assembly. Lineage: Eukaryota; Metazoa; Nematoda; Chromadorea; Rhabditida; Rhabditidae.
AUGAAAUAUUAUGAUUCUUCUGUUGAUUGUAUGGUAAUGAAAAGUGUGGACGAAGAACAGCAGAAGACGACGCCGGGAGCUAUUCGAAGAAUUGUGGCCGAAUUCGAGGGAAAUGGUGGGAUUUUAAGGAGAAAAGAUGAGGGAUUUAAGCGACCUAUAUUACCAGGUAAAUAUUGAUUUUUUUUUCUAAUACAAAGAAAUCUUUUUUGGGAAAGUUAGCCUAACUUUGUAGCUGUUCUUCAUGAUUCAAAAAUCCAAGACUCGCUUUUUUCAGCUCCUCGCUCACCAUUACCACCAGUUCCACCACCACUUCAUACAAAACCACCGAUCUCGCCACCAGCGCAAUUCACCCGAAGCGCUUCGACUUCUGAAGUUGGCCUUAGGAGAAGCGCUGGCCCGAAACCGAAACUUGCUCCAAAACCAACACAUUUGAAUGGAUUGGUAAGGGUUUUUGUGGGAAAUUUGUGAAAAAAAUUAAAAAAGAUCUCUGGGCUCAGUUAUAGAGAUCUACAUGAUGAAAAAUUGUGGAAAUUCGGUGAAAAAUGAUUCUAGCAAAGUUCUUUAGCCUCAAGAAGUUAGGUUUAUUUCGAAAAAAUUAUUUUUUUUUAACUGAAAAUCUCUUGAAUGUUCCCUAAUGGAAGGUGAAAACUUGUAAAAUGAUUUUUCAAUAGGCUCAUGUGCCUUUAAACAUAAAUAUGAAUGUUUGUUUUUUCGGCGAAAAAAAUCACAAACCCCCCGAAUUUUUUUUUUGAAAAGUUUGGACAGCCGGUGGGGAGGAGACUAUCGAUUUUCACCUUGAUUUCACUUUUUUUUCCUCGUCCUGGUAGGAAUAAUCCGACAAUUUUUGACUCAUCAUUUUUAGUUGCCUUUUUUGUUGAGAGAAAAAAUACGUAGUAUUUUUAUUGUUGUUGCGAUGAACCUUGAGGUUUGUUUUUUGGAAAAUUUGAAAAAAAAUCGAAAAUUUCUCGAAUUUCAUGGAUUCUAGGUCACAAUUCAUACAUUUCACGUUUAAAAAAAAUCAUCCUGGUUCUGAAACCUGAUUCAAAUUUCAGCCCAAAAUUUGAAGUUUUUAUUGGCUCUUAUAGGUUUCCUAAAAAUUCUUCCAAAAUAUUUAAAAUUUCUAGGUAAAAAAAAUCCGUUUUUCAUGAAUUUUCUCAAAGCCCAAGUCAAUUUUCAUCGAUUUUUUUCAAAAACUGAAAUUCCAGCUACCUUCCACUUCAACAUCUGCUAUUCCUGAUCUCCCACCGAAGAUUCUAGUGUCACCAGUUCCAUCAAGUAUGUCACAAGCUGAUGAAGAUGAUGAUUCUCUUGAAGUUUUCACUGCGGAAACUGUGGGUUUUCUUUUUUUUUCAAUUCAAAGGAAAACUUCUAAAUACUCUCCCAUUUUCACAAAAAAAGAAACAAAAGGAUUAGUGUUGUUCAUUUGACCUUUUGCAGGGCGAAGAAGAGGAAAAUGGCAUCAAAAAUCGCGCAAAAAUGCUGGAGGAUUUAGGAUUUGUACCAAGAAGUCAACAACAGCUUGCGAUCAAUGGUAAUCGAUCUCGCCCAGUUUCCGAAGUUAGUGAUGAUUUUUUCGACGAUGGAGAUACGACGGCUUCAGAAGAUGAAGAUCGGAUAAGUCGAAUUAGCAGAAGACGAAGUAAUAUUGGGGAAGAAUUGGCGUUGCCCAGGAAUGAAAGGAAGAAUACUGCGUGUACGACAACACAUUCGGAGAUUAUGAAUGAGUUACAGGAACUGAUGAAUAGUCAGAAUAAAAAACCAUCAAAACUUCGACGACAAUCGAAUUUGGAUGGUCGUGAAAUCCCGGCGGAAAUUGGAAAAUUGCGAGAUAAAAAGACUGGCCGACACAAUUCAUUGUUUGUUGGCUCGUCUGAUUUAUCCGAUAGUCAUCUAUCACGAAUCACCACCAAUAGUAGUAUUAUGAGCGAUCGAAGUAGCACACUAACGAAUACGAGUGGAGUUGGAGAGGUUCCGGAUUAUUAUACGGGAGAUGAGGAGGAGGAUAAACGAUUGAAGAAGUUGCAUUAUGCGGCGAUGGAGUUUCAGAAGGUUCAGGGCAAUUUUGUCAAGUAUUUGAGUGAGUUUUUUUGGGGGGUGGAGCUGCGCGGAAGCUUGGAAAAUCCACAUGGCAUUUUUGCCCCGAAAUUUCGAAUUGAUCAAAACAUUAUUAGAAAGAUUCCACGUGGCAAUUUUGACCCGAAAAUUCUAAAUUUCAAAUUUAAAAAUGACGCGAAAAUAUCCACGUGGAAAUUUCGCGUAAAAAAUUAAAAAAAAAAACCACGCGAAGUUAUCCACGUGGAAAUUCGUGUUUCUUUAGUUUUUUGAAAAGUCAAAAAAUUUCGAAAAAUUAGUUGCCACGUGGAUUUUUCUUCAAUACUUGAUUUUCAAAUGAGUAUUUUUUCCUCAAAACAUUUGGUUUUCGAUUUGAAAAUUUUCCUUUUAAUUUUUCACAAAUAAAUCAGAAGAAAAACGGCAAAAUCAGGCCACGCCCUCUUUUCAGAAAAAAAACAGUUUUUUUUUUGUUCUAAAAUUUUCAACAACAUUUUUUCCAGCUGAAAUGGCUUAUUCUUACCCGGAUUAUAUGGAAAGAUUUGGAAAAGGAAUCGGAAAAGACCUAUUGCAAAAUGAUAAUGUUGUUCUACAAAUCAAAAAAGUCCUACUUCAAAUCCUACCGAUUCAUAAAAAUAUUCUCGAUGAAAUCAAUGGUGUUAUUUCGAAUUGGAAUUCUGAAACUCCAAAUAUGGCGAAUACAAUAAAUCGAUAUGCGGAAUUUCUGAAAUGUUGUCAACCAUUUUUGGACCAUAAAGCUGAAUUCACUGCACAACUUCUCGCUUUGCGAAAUGAGAACAAGGAUUUCGAUGAUGCGACUUCGCUGUUUGAAACAGAUAUCUUUAAACGAGGCAAGAAGGGUGCAGUUAUUCAGCAAUUGGAUCAAGUUCAUCAGAAUUUUAUGCGAUUCAAAUUGUUGAUGUUGAGAUAUUCGGAAUAUUUGAAAGAUGAGACGGAAGAGAAGAGGAUUGCAUUGGAGACGAUUGAGAAAUUGGAACGGGUGACGCAGGCGGUGAAUCAGAAGAUGGGUUUGCCGACAACGGAGGAAUUGACCAAAUUAUAUUAUCGGUUUCAGGUUGGAAUUUUGUGCAAUUUGAAUCUAGAUUUGAUUCUGAAAGUCAUCUUGAAACAUCUGAAAGUUUUUGAUUUGGUUCAGUUUGUAGAGCUUGAAAUUCUGUACAAAUACAUUUUAAACUCGCUUCUGAAAAUUUAGGCUUCUGUGAAAUUUUUAAUGUAAAUUUCUGUUUUCGGCUUCAUUUCCAGGGGUUUCAAGAUUUUUUUUUUCAAAUCCAAGUUUAUCCCAAUUUCGAAGAGCUUGAGAUUCUAUACUUUUUGAGUCUAAAUUUGAUUCUGAAAAUAUCUGAAAAUGGGGUUCGAAGUUUCUUUUUAUCUUUCAAAAUCCACGUGGCGAUUUUUUUUCAAAUUUGAAUUUCUGGCCUUAAAAAAUGUACAAUUUUUAUUUGUAAAUUUCUGAAGCUGAUUUCCUUGAGCCAAAAAAUCUGAAUUUUUUUUUCAGUGCCAAUUCAAUGUUUUGGAACCGGGCCGAACUCUAAUCCGACAAGGAGAUGUCAUGAAACAAACGCGCAAAGAAGAACAACCUCGAUAUCUCGUAUUAUUCACAGAUUGUCUAUGGAUUUGUCGAGUUGGAUCAACACGUGGAUCGCAUUUCGAAAUGAAUCGAUCAUAUCGAAUACCAUUGGAAGGAAUACGAGUCGAACAACCGGAUCAUGAAGAUUAUUCGAGAUAUUUGGUGAUAAAAAGUAAAGUGAAAAGUGCUGUAGUGAUAUUUGGAACUGAAAAAGAGAGAAAUCAAUGGAUGGAUGAUAUUCAAAAAGCGACUUAUGAUCGAAAAUCGUAUCGAAGAAGGCAAUCUGAAGCGAUUGAGAAACAUGAGAAGAAUCUGAGAACAUUGCAUAAAUCAAGGAGAUCGAUGAUUGGAAUCGAUGAAGAAGAAGUGGAGAGACCUUGUGAAUUGGGAGAGGAAAGAUCGAGAUCGACGUCGAGGAGUGGGGAUUCAGGUGGUGAUGGAGGAUUUUCGAGUGUUCCGAUGACACCAGCUGGUGAGUGUUGGGGGGGGGAAGAAUUGGAAGAAAGCUUAGCAAUUUUUCUGAGAUCUCUGAAAAUCAAAAUGAGUUCUCAUAAGAAUCCUGAAUUUUCUGAUACCGGAUCAAGCUCCGCCCCUUUCUGCAAGCCUGGCACAGUUUGUCUUCGACCGCAAUCCACCAAAAUUGUGCCAGGCUUGCAGAAAAAUUGCGGUUUACACUUUUCCAAUUUUCCAGAAGUCGAUGAUUGCCAAAACAGUCCUUCGUCAAGCGGAAUGAUGACAAUCGGACCGCCCAAAAAACAAACUUCCGAAGUCAAACCGGUCUGGCUACCUGACAACAUCUCAAGUGAAUGUCUCAUGGAAAAAUGCUCGACCGAAUUCAGUUUGAUCAAUCGGAGACAUCAUUGUCGAGAAUGUGGAUGGGUGAGUUGAACUUGAAGUUUUCCCGAAUGAUCUUCUCCUUUCAGCUGAUAUGUAAGAAUUGUAAAGGUCAAGCGCCAUUGUCGAAGUUUGAUUAUAAGAAGCAAAAUGUGUGUCCGGAAUGUUUUGAUAAAAUUGACAAGUUGUGUAAGUUAAAGCAGAACAUUUUUUUUCUCAUACUGGCUAUUUUCAGAUAGAGAUGGUGUUUUGUUCCCAACAAGUCGAUUGAUUACAAUGAGCGAUGGUAGAUAUUUGAUUCGAAUCGGAAGAAAACAUGAAUCGGAAGCCAUCGAACCCCAGAAACUCUUCAAAAAUCCAAUCAAUUAUGGAUUCGAGAAACGAAACAUCGAUAAAAAGCGAGAAUUGGGAACAUUCGGCAAAAUCUACCUUCGAAAUCGAAAAAACGCCGAAGUUGUUCGACACGCCCUAUUUCGAACCAAAGAUCUACACCUGGUUUUGUAUAAAGCUGAACUCGAUUCGAAGCCUGUGUUUGAUUUGUUGAUCUAUGGAUAUUCGUUCUGUGAACGAUAUACGGAUAAGAAUAGUUGGAUUUUUGAGUUGAGACAUCGGAAUCAGUUUAAGACGAAUGAUUCGAAAGAGGAUGUGAUUAGAUUUCGGGUGGAUAAUAGUGGCAGCGCUAAUAAGUGAGGUUUUUUGAGGGGAAUUGUGGAGAAUCUGGAAAUUUUUAACUUCUGCCUGAAAUUCGAGGGAAAUAUUGCUGAUCUGAAAAUUAGCAAAAAAAAUUAGAAUUUUGAAACUUUUGGUUUCAGAAAUUCACUUCUAUAAAAUAUAUUCUGAAAUUCUCUUGAGCCCCGAUUCUCAGAAUUUCCAAAAUUUCACUGAAAUUCGAAAUUAGACUCAUUUUGUAGAGCUUGCAAUUCUGCACAAAAUCAUAUUUAAUUUGAAAUGUUGUCUGAAAAUAGGUCUGAAAAACAUUUUUUCAUCUGAAACUUGUCUGAUGCGUUCCAGCUUCUCGGCCAGAAUUUCAGAAUUUUGAAAAUGUUUCGUAGAGCUUGAAAUUGUGAACGAAAUUAUUCUAGAUUCAAUAACUUUUAGUUGAAAUUUGAGUUCUGAAAAUCCCUGACCACAAAACAUUUUGUUCACAGAACUUUUCAAUUAUUCUUGUUUUUUUCCAUGUUUUCAUUUUAUUUUAUUUUAUUUUUUUGAAAAAAUAAUAACAUAAAAAUAAAAAACCAAUUUUCCUAUUCUAUCAAUUUUUCCAAUUUUUCCAGAUGGUCGUCUGCUUUCAAGGAACAUUUGAUGGAAGAAGAAUGUGUCAGUGAUGAAAAUUAA